CCACAACCCGACAUCGAUGUCCACGAUUCACUUCAUGUCCUUAUCAUCUUUCUAGUUUCCCAUGUAAUAAAAUUAACAAACAAACACCCUAACUUCACGUCAUAUAACACUAUGCAAUACAACACAAAUCUUUCACUUACCGCACAAAUCAAAUCAUAAACAAUUGAGAAAUGGAGACAGCUUUCAAAUUAGAUAGCUGGGGAUACCAAGUUAGUACUAAUUCAGAUGCUUGUAUUUCUGCUAUCAACUCCUAUUAUCAACAGGUGUUGAGUUAUGGGAGAGAGCGACGUGUGAUUCUUGAAGCUCCGAAGCAUGAUCAAGAUUGUGUUUUAGCUAAUAUUUUGGCUGGUCAUUUUCUCUUGUCUAGUGAUCCUUUUCGAGCUUCUCCUUAUAUUCAGGCUGCACAGUCUCGACUUGGGUAUGCUACCUCGUAUGAGAAAGCAGUUUUUGAUUUGAUUAGCUAUUUAAUUGCUGAUGAUAGAGAUGAUGAUGUGGUUGUUGAAUCUCAUGCUAAGCAUUUGAGUGACUACCCAAAAGAUAUGGUUUCUCUUAAAAGGGUUCAGGUGUUUUGCUUCUACAUGGGUAGACCUGACCUGUCCCUUGACCUUGUUCAGCAGGUUCUACCUGAAAAUGAACAUGAACAUUAUAUAUAUGGCAUGCUUGCUUUUCCGUUAUUAGAACUAGGCCGAAUGGCUGAUGCAGCGAAAGCUGCAAGAAAGGGAUUUGAGAUAAACAAGCAGGAUUGCUGGUCACAACAUGCUGUGUGCCAUGUUCUUCAGUAUGAAUGCCGUUUUAAAGAAGCAGUAGAGUUUAUGGAAAAAUGCUCAUCUUCAUGGAGUGCUUGUUCAUCAUUCAUUAUUACUCAUAAUUGGUGGCAUGUAGCUCUUUGUUACUUGGAAGGUCAUUCUUCUAUGCAAAAAGUGUUAGAAAUUUAUGAUCAUUAUAUUUGGAAGGAGUUAGAAAGAGAUGAUGCAGUUCCUCCAGAGGUGUACUUGAAUGCCUUAGGCUUGUCACUGCGUGUGUAUGUCCGCGAUGAACUUGAUGUCUUUGGGGACCGUCUGAAAGUCUUAGCAGGCAGAGUAAAAGAUGAAGCCAACUGGUAUUUAGAAUGGCACUUCGAUGUGUUGAUAUUAUGGGCGUUAGCUAAAACUGGUGAACUAUCAAAAGCUGGAGACUUACUCGACGGUUUGAAGUUGAGGAUUUCUCAGAUGAACGAGAAGAAGCAUCAACUAAUGCAGAGGGGAAUUCAGCUUGCUGAAGCCUUGUAUGAGUAUGGGAGGGGUAACAAUGAACAAGCACUGGUUGUUCUUGGUCCUGAUUUCAAUGCAUAUGAUUGUAAGAUGAUCGGUGCAUCUGAUGAGCAACUUGAUGUGUUCAAUGAAGUUUGGUACAGUAUGUUACUGAAUACUGGACAAGCCGCUAAGGCGAUCGAAACAAUUGAGCAACAGAUAAAGAAGAGAGACGGAGCCCCUUUCAUGUGGCGCCUACUGGAAAAGUCGUAUGCAUUGACAGGUAGGGAAGAAGCUAAAGUUGCCGGUGAGAAGGGUAAGGCGUUAGAAUGUGCAUACUUUAAUUAGAUGGAAUGACGGCUAAUCAAUCGCCGGAGUCAUAAUUAUCUAAGCGGGGCGGAACCAUCACGUUUCUAAUAAUGGAUAAUAAUCCAACUUGUUAAAGACUCUUUAAUUCAUUGUUUUUUAUCACUAUACACGGAGGACGACGAUAACUGAACAAAUCUUACCUAUGAAUUGCAGUAACAUCUAAAAUGUAAAGGAUGAUUCAUUCUAAAAGUAAGUAGGCAAUGCAAAUAAAAUUGGUCUACUUUUCAUGUAUUUUUCAUUAGAAUGCAAGUAUAGCUUCUUUUAGUGGAUAAGAAGCUGAAUUGAGCAA
Messenger RNA from Mercurialis annua (annual mercury), 1887 nucleotides. RefSeq lists its product as uncharacterized. Gene Ontology annotation, molecular function: protein binding. NCBI's taxonomy places the organism in Eukaryota, Viridiplantae, Streptophyta, Magnoliopsida, Malpighiales, Euphorbiaceae. The record is from RefSeq and is a predicted model, not a curated record. The transcript is spliced from 14 exons. The coding region runs from base 171 to 1577 and encodes 468 amino acids.